AUGGCUGCUUCAUACGACUUCGUUAUUAUUGGCGGCGGUACGGCUGGGCUGGUGGUUGCUUCUCGGCUUAGCGAGGACCCUAGCACCUCCGUGCUGGUUCUCGAAGCAGGCGCCGACUUGACAGCAGAUACUCGCGUGAACAUCCCCAUCUUUUACGCCGCACUACUUGGAUCCGAGGCUGACUGGAAAUUCCAUUCCGCCCCUCAGCUGGGUCUCAAUGGCAGAGUGCUUGGUCCCAACCAGGGCAAAGCACUUGGAGGAUCUAGUGCUCUAAAUGCACACGUCUUUGUUCCUCCUUUCAAGGGGGUUGUUGACUCAUGGGAGGCGCUUGGUAACCCCGGAUGGAAUUGGACCACCCUAAAGGGAUAUUUCUCCAAGGCCUACAGCAGUCCGGCUGUGGCCCAGGAUGCCAAAGAAGCUCUGGCAACCGAGGGCUGGCCAGAAUUGAGCGAAGCUAAAGGUCCAAUCCAAACAUCCUUUGGCAACGUGACGCACCCUAUUCGCAAGGCAUGGGCCGAAUUAUUUCGCAGCGGUGGGCAAUGCAACGCCGGGGAUCCAUUCAUCCACAGUUCUGUAGGCUCCUUCAGUUGUCUUGCUAGUAUCGACUCGGAGGGCAAGAGAAGCUACUCUGCCUCAGCCUACUAUAAGCCCGCUGAGCUUCGACCAAAUCUUCACGUUCUGACUAACUCUCACGUCGAGAAGAUCCUGUUUGACAAAGGAAAGCGUCCCAAAGCUAUUGGGGUCCAAUACAGUCUCGAAGGUGCUUCAAAAGCUGUUAGCGCAAGAAACGAAGUUAUCCUUGCCGCUGGUGCUUUUCAAUCUCCCAAAAUACUCGAGCUCUCUGGAGUUGGUGGAGCAGAGCUUCUUCAGGAGCAUGGCAUCAACGUAGUCAUGGACCUCCCCGGAGUUGGGCAGAAUCUUCAGGAUCACCUGAUAUCGUAUACGGCAUUUCAGGCAAAGGAUGACAUUGAGACUAAAGACUCUCUGGUCAGACAAGAGACUGAAGCCCUCGGUCAGGCAAUGAAAGAAUAUACAGCAACGCAGACUGGGCCCCUAGCUUCGCUCGGGGUUCACACCUACGCAUAUUUGCCUCUUCCCGCACAAGAUAGAACUGCUCUCCAGACAUUACUUACGAACUAUGCACCCGAAGAUACACAAGAGCAUGGUGCGACACGAGCCUAUUAUGAUAUCGCGAAGACCAUCAUCCUUGACCCCGAGCAACCAUCAGCUGCAUACCUGUCUGCCUUAGGGCAAACGAAUUAUGUCAAAGACCUCAAGGACGAGAAUAUCCCAGCUGCUUCGCUUGGAAAAUUCGUCACGCUUGGAGUAAUGCUCUCUCAGCCGCUUUCACGCGGAAGCGUUCAUAUUACCUCCGUCAUUCCAGGAGACUCUCCAAUCAUUGAUCCUAGUUACCUAUCCAAUCCUCUUGAUGUGGAAGUCAUAGCACGGCAUUUGCUCGGCGUCAAGAACCUAGCACAGUCACCCUACCUUGGGAAGCUGCUCGAACAGCCACUGAAGUUCCGUGACCCAGUUGCAGACUUCCAGGGAGACUUAGAUGCCGCAAAAAAGUAUGCCCGGGAUAAUCUUAUCUCUAUGUGGCAUUAUACGGGGACCUGUUCCAUGCUGCCCCGCGAGAGCGACGGGGUGGUGGAUUCCAACUUGAGGGUUUAUGGUAUCGAAGGAUUGAGGAUUGUCGAUGCGAGUGCUAUCCCGCUUAUAAGCACUGCGAAUCUGCAAGCCACUGUGUACGCAUUUGCGGAAAGGGCAGCGGACCUCAUCAAGCGAGACUGGAAGAGUGAGUAA
Talaromyces rugulosus is the source of this 1803-nucleotide messenger RNA. RefSeq lists its product as uncharacterized. NCBI's taxonomy places the organism in Eukaryota, Fungi, Ascomycota, Eurotiomycetes, Eurotiales, Trichocomaceae. Bases 1 to 1803 code for a protein of 600 amino acids. The record is from RefSeq and is a predicted model, not a curated record. Gene Ontology annotation, molecular function: flavin adenine dinucleotide binding; oxidoreductase activity, acting on CH-OH group of donors. The transcript has 4 exons.